AUGUCGUCAUCGGACAAAGCAGGCCCUGUGGAAGACGGUCGGAGUCAGUCUGAGCAUGCCACAGAACAUGAGCGUUCUUCGAUGCCGCACGACUUGGGGUCUUGUGAUCCUUGUAUAUUCUUUGCGCUUUCUGCAGGCUGUCAGAGGCGCGCUUGUCCAUUCUGUCACAUUCACACGCCGAUCUUCGAAAUUCGCCCACAGAGGCCAGGGAAGCAAAUUCGCAUGAGGCUCAAGAGGACAAUGCUGAAUAUCAUGCAAUGUCGGGAGAGUUCACCAGACAGAGCUCAUGACGAGAUGCAGCGCUUCGCUCGUAAGAGCCCUUUUGCACGCACUCUGCUGACAAGCUACCUGGAGACACACGCAGACGUCGAGGCCAGUGGCUCGCUUGCUGCAGAUGGAGUCCAUGGCCAGCCGACAGUCGGCAGUUCAGAAGAUUGGCCUGAUCCGCUUGAGCUUGAAUCCUUCCUGAAAGGCAAGCCGCUAGCGCUCUAG
This is a messenger RNA of Symbiodinium sp. CCMP2456, 492 nucleotides long. The record is from the annotation of a GenBank genome assembly. Lineage: Eukaryota; Dinophyceae; Suessiales; Symbiodiniaceae.